This is a messenger RNA of Doryrhamphus excisus (bluestripe pipefish), 7935 nucleotides long. Lineage: Eukaryota; Metazoa; Chordata; Actinopteri; Syngnathiformes; Syngnathidae. The record is from RefSeq and is a predicted model, not a curated record.
AUUAGUUUUAAAUUUGGUAGUACUACAGUUGUCCAGCAGAGGUAGACAAAAGCUGAGCUUUUCCACUCACGGCCAUGCGACAGUGUCCAAAGGAGCAUCAUCCUGCUCCUAAGUGCGCAUGCGCACGACGAUCCCAUUCUUGUGCUGCAGGCAGCAUUCCGGGUGGGGAGAAAAACACUUUUAGGCCGUCAACGUACAUAAACUACAUUAGCAGCGUUUUUGUGUGUAACAGCAGAUGCCUUUCAACACAAUAUGGGCUCUCCAGGCCAGAUCCCAGGAAAAGACAUGGAGAUGUAAUCUGGCUUCCAUCAUCAUCAUCAUCCUCCACUGGUUGCCUUGAUUGCUGCUCCCCAAACCACCGUUUCCAACACUGCAGCAGUGGUUUGGCUCAGAGUGUAAAGUGAAGUCGAAGUCACUAGUAAAGUUUCCCCAGCUGCCGUCCAGACACACAUGGUGCAUAGCUACCAUUCCCAAAGCCCGACUCCAUCAGUCCCCAGGGCACAGCCUCUAGCUUGCUAGUGAGCAAAAAAGAAGAACGGUUCACCUGGAUAAAACUACAAACUUGUCUCUCACAUUUUUUUUUUUGGGUCACGUUGUGCCUCUUCAUUUUAACGGAAUUGACGAACAGAAGCAAAGGAAGUGAUAUUUCAAAGCCAGGUUGAUGGAGGCCAACAUGGAGAGCUGCUUGGCCCAUGUUCUGCAGAAAGAUGUAGGCCGACGUCUACAGAUGGGUCAAGAGAUCAUUGACUACAUCUUAGACAAAGACAAGUCCCGUGACCUUGAACAGGAUCAGACUGCCCUUGAUAAGAUGGUUGAUGGCAUUGCAAGCUCAUGGGUCAACUCCAGCAAUUUCAAGGUGGCUCUUCUCGGCUUGGAUCUGCUCUCUGCUUUAGUGACGAGGUUACAAGAACGGUUUAGAGCCCAGGUGGGAACAGUUCUGCCCAGUCUUAUUGACCGAUUGGGGGAUGCCAAAGACCAAGUGAGAGAACAAGACCAAGCACUGCUGCUGAAAAUCAUGGAACAAGCUGCAACUCCACAGUUUGUGUGGGACCGAAUGCUGGGAGGCUUCAAGCAUAAGAACAACAGGACAAGAGAAGGAGUGUGCCUUUGCCUUAUUGCCACAUUGAAUAUGUAUGGAGCUCAUGGCCUGACGCUCAGUAAGAUUGUCCCCCACAUAUGUAACCUGUUGGGGGAUCCCACCAGCCAGGUUCGAGAUGGGGCUAUGAGUAGUUUGGUGGAAAUUUACAGACACGUGGGUGAGAGAGUGAGGAUGGAUCUCAGCAAGAAAGGCCUGCCUCAAUCACGUUUGAAUGUUAUCUUCAGCAAGUUUGACGAAGUUCAAAGGUCUGGGAACAUGAUCCCAUCAUCCGGCUCAGACAAGAACUUCGAAGAUGAGGAUUCUGUUGAUGGAGGCCGGUCCUCCUCCUCCUCAUCCUCUAAAGCACCUCCCGGUGGCAGGAGAACUACAAUAACUACCGCGAGAAGACCCAGCUCUGCAACUACAGCGAAGGCCACAGGUAAAGAAGCAGCAGCCGGUGCUGUCGAUGAAGAGGAUUUCAUAAAAGCCUUUGAAGAUGUGCCCUCAGUUCAGAUUUACUCCAACAGGGAGCUGGAGGAUCAGCUGACUAAGAUCCGAGAAGUUUUAUCAGAUGACAAACAUGACUGGGAGCAUCGUGUGGUGGCACUGAAAAAAGUUCGCUCGUUGAUGUUGGCUGGGGCAGCAGAGUACGAAGGCUUCCCUCAGCAGCUCCGUCUGCUGGAGGUGCCACUCAAACUGUCAGCUAAAGAUCUGCGCUCACAGGUGGUCCGUGAGGCCUGCAUCACUCUAGGCCAUUUAUCAUCACUGCUGGGUAACAAGUUUGACCACGGAGCAGAAAAUGUCAUGCCCAUCUUGCUGAACCUUGUGCCCAACAGUGCCAAAGUCAUGGCCACGUCUGGAGUGGCUGCUAUCCGCCUAAUCCUCCGGCAUACACACUACCUACGUCUUAUCCCCAUCAUUACAAGUAACUGCACCUCUAAAUCAGUCGCAGUCAGACGACGCUGUUAUGAGUUUUUAGACCUGAUGCUACAAGAGUGGCACACAAACACACUAGAAAGGCAUGUUGCUGUUCUGACCGAAACCAUCAGGAAGGGCAUUCAUGAUGCUGAUUCUGAAGCCAGAUCAAUUGCUAGGAAAUGUUACUGGGGCUUCCAUGGUCACUAUAGCCGAGAGGCUGAGCAUCUCUUCCAAGCACUGGAAUCCACAUACCAGAAAGCAUUGCAGUCUCAUCUGAAGGGCUCUGACAGCAUCAUGUCUCUUCCUCAAUCUGAUCGUUCCUCAUCGUCUUCUCAGGAGAGUCUUAACCGACCACUGUCUGUGAAAACUGUCAUUGGAGGCAGCCUCGCAAGGACUAAGUUAGUGAGCACCCGGUUACCGAUGACAGCAGGUUCUCUUCAGCGUUCCCGUAGCGACGUCGAUGUAAACGCCGCUUCCAGCGCCAAGUCAAGGGUGUCAACUGUUUCCGCAUCCUCGCCGUUCAACUCGGCAGCUGCCCUCCCACCAGGAUCUUACGCAUCAUUAGACGGCACUCCUGGUAAAAGUGAUGGUCGUGUUCGUACCAGAAGGCAAAGUUCUGGUAGUGUAAGCGGAUCGAGCACAUCAGUGGUGGACCGUAGAGGGCGCAGUCGAGCCAAAGUGGUUUCUCAGUCCCAGCGAUCCAGAUCAGCCAAUCCCAUCAGUGCUGGCAGUCGCUCCAGCUCCCCAGGCAAGCUGCUCGGACACAGCAGCCAUGGUCGCGUACCUCGCGUUGCCGUGUCCGUGUCCAACACGCCGUCUGACAGGCGUAGCAGGAUCCCUCGCAGCCAAGGAUGCAGCCGAGAGACCAGCCCGAGCCGACUUGGCUUAGCCCGGAGCCGCAUUCCCCGUCCCAGCAUGAGUCAGGGUUGCAGUCGCGAUACUAGCCGCGAGAGCAGUCGCGACACCAGCCCUGCUCGAGGUUUUACUCCUCUGGCCUCCCGACGUCACUCCCGUUCAACCAGUGCUCUCACAGCUGACCCCCAUGGCCAGUCAGGGGAUCGUUAUGGGUUGAUUCACCAAGCAAGAAUCUCUGCAUCAGUGAAUGCAAUGAGGGUCCUGAACACUGGCACAGAGGUGGAAGCAGCGGUUGCUGAUGCUCUGCUAUUAGGAGACUCCAGGAAUAAGAGGAAGCCGAUGAGGCGGCGGUACGAAUCACCAGGAAUGUACUCUGAUGAUGAUGCCAACAGCGAUGCAUCCAGUGCUUGCUCAGAGCGCUCGUACGGCUCAAGAAAUGGUGGCAUACCUCAUUAUCUUCGUCAGACGGAGGAUGUGGCAGAGGUCCUGAACCACUGUGCCAGUUCCAAUUGGUCAGAGAGGAAGGAGGGCCUUCUGGGAUUGCAGAAUCUCCUCAAGGGUCAAAGGAUAUUAAGCCGAGUGGAGCUGAAGAGACUUUGUGAGAUUUUCACAAGAAUGUUUGCAGAUCCACACAGCAAGGUGUUCAGCAUGUUCCUGGAGACCCUGGUGGAUUUCAUCACGGUACACCGAGAGGACCUACAGGAUUGGCUUUUUGUCCUUCUCACACAAUUGCUCAAAAAGAUGGGGGCAGACCUGCUAGGCUCAGUACAGGCCAAAGUCCAAAAGGCCUUAGAUAUCACAAGGGAGUCUUUCCCGUUUGACCAACAGUUUAAUAUUUUGAUGAGAUUUAUUGUCGAUCAGACACAAACGCCAAACCUCAAGGUAAAGGUUGCAAUUUUGAGGUACAUCGAGUCUUUGGCAAGGCAAAUGGACCCAACAGACUUUGUCAACUCCAGUGAGACUCGCCUGGCUGUGUCUCGCAUCAUCACCUGGACCACUGAACCCAAAAGUUCUGACGUCAGGAAGGCUGCCCAAGUGGUGCUGAUUGCAUUGUUUGAGCUCAACACACCAGAGUUCACCAUGCUGCUGGGAGCGUUGCCCAAGACAUUCCAGGACGGUGCCACCAAAUUAUUGCACAACCACCUGAAGAACUCAAGUAAUGCUGGUAGCAGCGUGGGCUCUCCAAGUAACACUAUUGGUCGCACACCACCUCGCCACACCCCAAAUAGAACCAGCCCACUCACCUCUCCAACAAACUGCUCACAUGGAGGACUGUCGCCAAGCAUGAUGGAGUAUGACACUGAGAACAUGAACUCGGAGGACAUUUACAGUUCACUGCGUGGUGUCACAGAGGCCAUCCAGAGCUUCAGCUACCGCAGUCAGGAAGAUCUGAAUGAGUCCAUCAAACGGGAGGGCAAGCGAGAUGAUGCGACUGGGAGAGAAGGUAUAUCAUCAACCCCUGGCUCUGAUGCUCGCCUCGGAUUAGAUGCACUGGAAGUGGGUCGAACUGCAUUGGACAACAAGACAUCAUUGCUCAACACACCAUCACCACGCUCAUUCUCCGGGCCAAGGGGUCGGGAGUUUGCUCCUUACGGUCACGGAGAAACAAUCUGCACCUACGACAAGAGUGCCCUGAAGGAGGCGGUGUUUGACGAUGAUGUGGAACAGUUCCGUGACUUCGGUCAGGACCACUCGGACCUGGUUGCUGAUCUGCUUAAGGAACUGUCUAAUCACAACGAGCGAUCCGAGGAACGUAAAGGUGCCCUGGUGGAACUGCUGAAGAUCACACGAGAUGAUAGCCUGGCUGUCUGGGAUGAACAUUUUAAAACCAUCCUCCUCCUUCUGCUUGAGACGCUGGGGGAUAAAGAUCAUACAAUCCGAGCCCUGGCACUGCGGGUGCUGAAAGAAAUAUUAAGGAAUCAGCCGGCCCGGUUCAAGAAUUAUGCAGAACUAACAAUCAUGAAGACCUUGGAGGCUCAUAAAGAUUCUCACAAAGAGGUGGUACGUGCUGCUGAGGAGGCCGCAUCAACCCUGGCUGGAUCUAUCCAUCCAGAACAAUGCAUCAAGGUGCUGUGCCCAAUUGUACAGACAGCUGAUUAUCCAAUCAACCUCGCUGCCAUCAAGAUGCAAACAAAAGUGAUUGAACGCAUUGUGAAGGACUCUCUACUACAGCUGCUGGUUGACAUCAUUCCUGGUCUCCUGCAGGGCUACGACAACACAGAGAGCAGCGUUCGCAAGGCCAGUGUGUUCUGUCUGGUGGCUAUCUACUCCGUCAUUGGCGAGGACCUCAAACCUCACCUGGCACAGCUCACAGGCAGCAAGAUGAAGUUACUGAAUCUGUACAUCAAGCGGGCCCAGACCACCAACAGCAAUAGCAGCAGUUCCUCGGAUGUCUCCUCUCACAGUUAACAGCGGGAUGUUGUUUGUGGAAAGCCUGCAAGAUGAACAGAGCCACCUGUUUGAAACUUCACGCACUAAUCUUUGCAAAUCACACGCCGCAUCUGUUUAGGGUUCAACUGCAUGCUACUUUGCGCCACCCCUCCAACCGCCGUGUUCUGGAAAUUCGGAAUGCAACUCCGAGGACAGAUUUCGGCUUAGAUAACAUGUUCAUAUACAGUACAAUGAAAUGUACAAAGCAAUUUUUGGUGGCAGAUGAAAUAUUUAAUACACUGUAUGUUUAAAAAAAAAAAAAAGCAUCAUUCCUGUAUUAUAAUUUUCAAGUAGUUUUAAGUUAAUUGUGGCACAGAUGCCCUUUUUAAAUUAUUUUAAGUGAAAGAGUGGCUUAGACAUUUUGGGAGAUUUUCAGAAAGCAUUUUUCUUCUGGUUUAAGAUUGAGGAGACACCGACCAUGUGAGGCACACACACACACAAGUAAUGCUUCUUGACUGGGACUGGCAUGUAUAAAAUGUAAACUAUUAGCUUACAAAAACUGUGAAUCUAUUGUGAAAAAGCAAUGCUUGUGGUGAUGCAUACACAGUAUUCUCCCAUAUGGAACCUCAGCCUCUAAAUCCAGUAAAGUAGUUUGUAAAUACACAUGUAGGACUCUGCUUUGCAACAUGUAACUUGCCUAUGUCAAUCAUUUCCACGUUAGCCUGAAUGCAGCACGUCAUCUUUGUGCUGCUCUGAAGUUUUGUUUUUCUUUUUUGGCUGUUCAAGUGCACUUGUAACGUGGUAUUACACUGCUUCAUUGGUUCAGUUACCUGUUACAUGGAUGAUGAUGAAGAGGAGCAACUCUUUGGUUGGGCAGGUUGUUUUCAUACUAGCAUCAUUUUAAGACAGGGGUGUCCAAACUCUCAAGCAGCUUUGUUUUUAAUUUAAUUCCUGGCUUUUUGAAAUGUAUAGGUAUUUAUAAUUGUAGGUGUUUAAUUUGCAUUUUUAUUGACAUUAUUCUAGAACAGGGGUCUCAAACUCAAUUUACUUGGGGGCCAUUGGAGCUCGGGUCUGGGUGAGACUGGGCUGCAUCAGGUUUUCCCAAAAAAAACACAUUUAUUAAAAACUAAAACAUUUAAAAAACUUCGCCUUGGUUCAAAUUUUCUACAGGAAAAGCUCUGAUAAAACAUUCCACUGUUCUCAAAUAUCUUACUUUUUAUUUUUCUACACAAAAUAAGAUGAAAAGUAAACAAAUCAAGAAUAAAGAAAAUCAAUCAAUCAGUAAUAAAUAAAUAAAUAUAAUAAUAGUAAUAGAACGGCAAAUAAUAAAAACUUAAGAAACCACAUAUAGUUGGUGGGUAGACAAAUUAUUUUUUUUCAGAUUAAAAUGAACAAAGCAUUAUUAGAGCCCUGUAGACAUGACAAAACACGACUAUAGUCACAGUUAUACUCCUUUUAUUUACAACAUAUUGCGCAACUGCAGGGUCUUGAGACACAUGCUAACUCGCAAACUAGAGAGCUAGCGACCUAAACGGUAGCCUUCAAGUUAUUUCCUUUAAACUUAAAUAGCCAAAAACUUACCACUUCCACACGGAUAGGGAGGAUAACUAUUAACAGUUAUUAACAAUGCUCGAGGUGCCAAGGGGGCAGGGAGGACUUCCAAUAUUAUUGCAGACCUGCCGUCAUGUAUGAAUUUAUAAUCUUCGCCAUGCAAUUUUAACUCUUCAAUACGCUUGUAUGCUUCAUUGCUCUACAUUUUGUUGCAUUUUGCUGUUUUCAGUUUUGAUUUCAGUCAAAUAUAUAAAGUUUCUUAAUAGUGUUUCAAAUCAGGGGGGUUGUAAAAUAAUUUCUGUGUCUCCCAGUGGGGGGCAUGGCAGAAUAUAGUUGAGAACCACUGCUCUAGAAUAUCCAAAUCAGUUUUUUCCCUUAUCAAAAAUGUUAAUAUACGUCAUAAUUACCCAAAUAGAUUUCUAAAAAAAAAAAAAAAAAAAGACCAAAUAAUUCCUGGCUUGUGUGACUUAUUUUCAUUAUUUUAGUCAUAUUAUGUCAUAUUUAAAUGUGUUUUUAUUUAAGAUUACUCUUGAAUAUCAAAAUCAAGACCAACACCUUUUUUUACACAGCCAACAACUGUCUUAACUAACUAGUGUAGCGCUAAUGUUUUGAUGCAAUUUAAUGUUUUCUUUUGCAAUUGGCUCCCACACCAGAGUUUGGACACCACUGACUUAAAGUAUCAGAAGGUAUAAAAAAGCUUUGGAAUGAUUUUGUGUGUAAUGGGAUUACUUUGGGUCUACUUUGGUUGAGUAAAGUGUUGCUGUGACUGCAGCAAAAAGUGUUUUCUCUACUUGACAUUUGACCAUUUCCUUAAGCGUUGUUCGAAUUAAAUCAACGAAUGUAUAUGUUUACUUUCCUCUAUCGCAUGGUAGGUUCUGUUGAAUCAAAUCUGAUGAGUUGACCGGAAGCAACAUGGAGCACCCUCUACCAUGCCUGUUAGUAAAUCUGUUAAUAUGUCAUUGGAAAUCUAUUGACACUAAGUCUGUUUUGACUAUAGGUUUUCACCUACCAUGUAAUAUUUGCCCUUGUAUUUAUUAUUAUUGAUUUCUGUUUUAGUAUUUCAGUCAAACUACAGUGUACAGAAGGAUGACAUCCAUGAUGGACUUGCAGCAAUGGAAAGAAAUUGAGUAAUAAACAGAUUGAUGAUUUUUUUGUGUUUAUGU